AUGUCUUUGGCAACUUCCAAGACGUCGUGCUUGUCCAGCACAUUCCUACUCUGGGCCUUGUUGGCUUUUCAGUUCAUGACGGCGUGUCUUGCGCAAGAUAGCUUGUCUAGCAAUGCGGUUGUGACGGCUUCAACCACUUUGAGGAGUGCAUCAAGCAGCACUACCUCGGCGCCGUUACAGACACAUACAAUCCAGGUCGGACUAGCAGACCAUAGGAUGGUCCCUAAUGUAACUCGUGCAGCUAUAGGCGAUACAUUAGAAUUUAGGUUCUUUCCAUUGAACCAUAGUGUAGCCCGUGCCGAAUACCUCAUGCCCUGCAUUCCCUAUGAAAUGUCUGGACCCGGUAAAACUGGCUUCUUCACCGGCUUCCACCCCGUCUCUGCCGUCCUUGAUGAUCCACCCUCUUACUCGGUCCGCGUCAACGACACAAACCCCAUCUUCUUCUACUGUUCUGCACCGGGGUCCUGCAUCAACUACGGCAUGGUGGGAGCUGUCAACCCAAGUGAGGACCAGGACAUUGAGCAACAGCAUCAAAAGGCAAAGGAUAGCACCUACAUGCUGAACCCAGGCGAGUCCUUUCCAGCAGAAGGAGAACCCGACGCUGGCUACGGCGGCAUCAAUGGCACGGGAGCCGGUGAUGGCGGCGGCACAGUCGCAGACACCAAAGCAAACUCCAAAUCUAGCCUUUCCCCGGGAGCCAUUGCAGGCAUAGUCAUCGGCGGCAUCGCCGUCCUCGUCCUCGCCGCCCUCUCGACCGCAAAGCCGGAACCCUACGCCGCAUCAGCUCAUCCUCGCGCAACAAACCUCUACACAACAUCGAUCCCACACAAACCCCUCAUUCUCCGCCACCGACCACUUCCCCAAGCACAAACGGCGGAUUGGCAACUCUGGGCUACCCGUUCAACAACCCCCCCCACUCCUCACCCGCGAUGA
This is a messenger RNA of Plenodomus lingam JN3, 933 nucleotides long. NCBI's taxonomy places the organism in Eukaryota, Fungi, Ascomycota, Dothideomycetes, Pleosporales, Leptosphaeriaceae. The record is from RefSeq and is a predicted model, not a curated record.